AUGGGCAUUUUCACCCGGCGAUCAGAUUCCGACGACACCCCGCAUGACUCACCACCCGCAUCUUUCACAUCUGACACCCCAACGACGAUAGAACAAGACGCGCCCUUCUUACAACUACCACCCGAAGUCCUUUAUCAGGUUCUGGCUUCCCUUCCAUGCCAGUCAUUGGUCUCCCUAUCUCGAUCAUGUCGACAGUUACGCCGCCUCUCUCAAACAGACCUGUUGUGGGCAAACCUCCUGCGACCCAAUGUUCCCUCCGAGGAUUUUCCACCCGACCCAUACCCAUCCGCAUCCUAUCGUGACCUCUACAUAACACAUCACCCAUACUGGUUCCUUUCAAAGUGGAAAUUAUGGAUAUCCGACGAACCCCAUAUUGGCAGGAUCAUGAUCUGCAGAUUCGAUCCGAGAAGAGGUUGUAUCGAAGGCUAUCGCUUGUUGGCCGAGAGGUCCCCGUCUAUGGGUGUUGUCUGGCCUUACGAUGAUGCUGUACACAUUCAUCUGUUUGAACCCAAAGUGCAUCUCUGGCUCGACGAUCCUAUUUUGAAAUUGGCACAUGACAUUGUACCCUUCAACACUCGCCAAGGUUGGUGGGAAGGAGAGAUCAAAAUGAGCGUAGGGCGUCCUGGUCACAACACCUCUGCCUCGUUUUUCCUCAGUCGAGACAUCCCACCGCGACUUCAAGACAAAAGUAUGGAGUUGUGGCCACCGCGGACCAUUCCCAAUAUGCCUCGCGUGCGCGCGGCCAGUGUUGACAAAUUUCGAGGACGAGGUCAUAAACCACAGAAGUACGAUGAGAUUUCCCAGACUACGUUUCGAAUGAGACAUUGGUCACAAUUCAGCACGGGGGCCUCACAUUUUGGGAUCCGGAUUGGAGAGGAAGUCAGUACGUGGAGCACGAUUGAUCCCAAUCUUUAUACUCCUACGGCGGAGAAACCCUACCAAGGUAUUUACGUGGGUGACUAUGCCGGUCAUGGUUGUGAGUUUCUCCUAGUUAUGCAAACGGACAAGGCGCCAGCGCCACCUCCAACGAUGGCCACCAGCCGUUAUUAUGACGUUCCUGAGGCAGAACAAUUAUCUCAACCAGAAUCGCUCGAUCUUUCCGCAGUGAGUGACCCACCAGUCGCCGUGGACAGUGGGAUAUUCCGAGGGGCUAUCGAAGCAGUAAAAUUGACUGGUGAUCCUAACAUACCACGUGGUGAACACACGUUUAUCGCGGACGACAUUGGUCCGGCAGGUCUGAUCAGAAUAGCCGAUGAACGACCUUUCAAAGGAGCGAGAAUUGUGAAGAGCCGUGGACAUGUAGCGGCAAGGGGAUUCCAGAACGAUGAGUUUAUCCCUUCCCAAUUAAUCAUGGUGAACCAUAACUUGCUGGCUCAAUACUGGGUGCCUUUUGGUCAUAUCUCGUACUAUCAGCGAGUUGAUCUCGAUAAAUUGAUCGAUGAUACUUUUCGCAGUGGUUACGCGACUGUUACGGAACCACCCUCGCAGGGGAUAGCAUCAUUGUAA
This is a messenger RNA of Exophiala bonariae, 1506 nucleotides long. RefSeq lists its product as uncharacterized. Lineage: Eukaryota; Fungi; Ascomycota; Eurotiomycetes; Chaetothyriales; Herpotrichiellaceae. The transcript is spliced from 2 exons. The coding region runs from base 1 to 1506 and encodes 501 amino acids. The record is from RefSeq and is a predicted model, not a curated record. Gene Ontology annotation, molecular function: protein binding.